Messenger RNA from Clunio marinus, 225 nucleotides. NCBI's taxonomy places the organism in Eukaryota, Metazoa, Arthropoda, Insecta, Diptera, Chironomidae. The record is from the annotation of a GenBank genome assembly.
AUGCAAAAUAUGUUACGCUUAAAGCAAAAUUUUAAUAAACUGUCAACUUCGGAAUUUAACAAUUUAUCACUAAAGUUUGAAUUCUUGUUGACAUCGCUUAAAGUUUACUUACAAAUUGCAGUAAUUGAGUUCAUUAUUAUCAACUCCAAAAUUUCAAGUUCGUACGAUAUCGUUGCAAUGACACCUCAUGAUCAAAACACUCAAGAAACACUUGAAGUUGAUUAG